AUGGCAGUUGAAAUUGGAAAGCAAGAUGCUGAACUUCAAUUAGAAUUAUGUGAGUUGCAAACAGAUCCAUUAUUAUUAUCUACAAAAGAGAUUGACAUAAGCUUCUGGAAAAAACUACCUAUUUUAAAAUAUCCACUUUUACGAGAAUUUGCAUUAAAAAUGUUAUCCAUGUUUGGGACUACUUACAUUUGUAAAUGUACAUUUUCAAACAUGAAACAUAUUAAAUCAAAGCAUAGAAAUCGACUUACAGAUGAAACAUUAAGUCACCUACUUCGUGUUUCUUUGUCCGAAAUAGAAGUCGACUAA
This is a messenger RNA of Daktulosphaira vitifoliae (grape phylloxera), 306 nucleotides long. RefSeq names its product general transcription factor II-I repeat domain-containing protein 2B-like. NCBI's taxonomy places the organism in Eukaryota, Metazoa, Arthropoda, Insecta, Hemiptera, Phylloxeridae. The record is from RefSeq and is a predicted model, not a curated record. The coding region runs from base 1 to 306 and encodes 101 amino acids. The transcript has a single exon. Gene Ontology annotation, molecular function: protein dimerization activity.